AUGGCGAUCUCGGUGGGACAAGAGGUGAAGAGGGUUUCCGGAGCGGUCCAGCUUAGAGCCGAGGAGCUCGCCAAGCUGGAGGCGCUGGUACUGCAAGAAGUAGCGCAAGAUCUUCAACCCGAAAGUUGGGAAGGGGUCAGCUACAGCCUCAUCACAGAGGCUCUGGUGGAGUUGGAUCUUGAAGGUCUGGAGCACGGGAGAGAUCCGAUUGCGGAGGAGGCGGAGAGCAACAUACUUCGGUUGGGUGAUUACCUCUCCUUGUGCCUGACUCUUGCCUACUAUCCAUCCGAUGGAGAUAAGGAGACCAACCGUCACCUAAGAGCGGAGCGGCGUUCGGUAAAAGAUAGGAUACUCGCUGAUGACCUGUCUCCCUAUGCGGUUGGCUUGGCUCAGUCAUAUCAUGAACGUUAUAUGAUGGCCAGGGUUGCUGCUCAGAGAGCGAAGGCUGAGCCGAAUUACGCAGUUGAGGAGAGGGUGAAAGUUGACGUCGUGGCCGGUGAGAAUAAGAGCCUAGCAGAGAAAGUGACCAGCGAGCUGACGGAGGAGCGCACCAAGAAGGUUCUGCCCCCAAUACGGCCCACGAACUGCUCGGAUAGCAUAAGGAAGGAUCUCACCGAAGAGGCUGUCGAGAAGAUCCGAAAGGCGGCCGAAGCCACGAAACCUCCUCCUGGAGGAGUCUUUACGGUUCGGGAGGGAAGCGGUCAGACCCUCUCGGAAUUCCGCGCCUACUUCCAGACCCUAUCUAACCAGCGAGCUUGGGGCGAUGUCCAUGCGUUCUUUUGGCUGUGUAAAUUCGUGGACACUUCUCUAUGGAUGAACAUAUCCCUAGCUCAGGGCCAGAAGAUUCUAUGUGAUCCCUUAUGCCGGUCUUCUUACACCGAUGCAGUGAAGGUCGUAUGGUCAGCCUUGGAGAGGCUCAGCGGACGCGAGAAGGAGAGGGAAUCCCUGUUGAGCGAAGGCCAGAGACUCGCACAACAGCCGGGAGAAGCCGUCAUGGCCUUCCUCUAUCGGGUCAACAGAUACAAGCAGAAGUGCGAGUUUGCAGGUGUUACUGCGGAUACUGCCCACUGGCUCUCCUUGGCCAGAGUAGGCAUGAGGGACGAGCUCUCGAAGAAGCUCAGUUAUUUGGUGAAUGUCGGGAAGCCGGAGGUAUCUUCGCUGUGUGGAGGCACACCAGGCGGUGGCCAGCUCUGA
Molecule: messenger RNA, 1194 nt
Organism: Perkinsus marinus ATCC 50983
Lineage: Eukaryota; Perkinsozoa; Perkinsida; Perkinsidae
Exons: 2
Coding region: 1-1194 (397 amino acids)
Source: RefSeq, a predicted model, not a curated record